AUAAACGUACCUCGCUCUACAUUAUUGUUUGCUACCAAAGCAGCUACUUUAUCUGGUCCCACAGUUGGUAUCACAGGCCCCAUAGACAACUCUUUUGAUCAUGUACAAGUUGAAGAGUUGGCAGCUCUACAUUUAUCAAAUGGGCAGCACUCAAUCUGAAUUUAAAUUCAUUUUUCAUUUACCGUCAACGGACUUUUUAAAAACUUGCUAAUCAGAAAAAAUAUGUGCAAAACAUUAUUAUUAUUAUUAAUUGUAGCUUAGAAUUAAUACUACAGUACAAUGUGGAGCCGGAGCUGAUGUGCAAAAAAUACUUACGUAAUCACGUAAGCCAAAGUUUUUCAAAAAUAAAAAGUAUCCAAUAUAUAAAAAGGAGAAACUGCAGAUAAGGAAAAUGUUUUUGCAUAUAAAAUAUUAAUAUUUUAUAUAUACAAAUUAGAUCUUAUAGUAAGCUUAAGUGAACUUAGUCUACUAUCGUUGAUAUAGAAAACUGAACUGACUUAUUGAUUACAUCGGUGGCGCCAGCUGUGACUGACGUCGCAAUAACUUUGUGUUGACUUUUGGGACACCAAUUAGAAAUUAAUGAGCAUACAGCAGAUACAAAGUGCGGUCGUCACUAAUGAGAGACUUUCCAAAGGAUGUCAGUUUAAGGUCAGCGAUGCGGUGUGGAAAUGGUGGCCCGCUUGAAUGCCGCAUAUACAUAUGUAGUUUUGCCAGCAUUUCAACUGCAGUCCAGCUGACAACCAGUUGAGUAGUUAGGCAGCAGCUGAAGAGAGUCAAACGAACGAACAAUCGAGAGAGAUGAACAUCAGCAGCCUGCUGCAGUUUGAGUCGAUGCAUUAUCAUGGCGCCCAGACGCAAUCGAUGAUCAUCAAUCGCUUUGUGGCCAAUUCGCUGCGUGUGUUCAUCGAGGACUUCUAUCAGCGCAUCGCACCAUCGUUUAUGCUCAUCAUCUCGUGCCGUCGUCCCAGUCCCAUGAACUUCUACCGCAACAUUAUGCAGCUGCUGUACGAGAGCGUGGACACCAUGAUCCUUCAGAUGGUGCAUCACAAUCACAGCCAGCCACAGCGCGUUGCCGGCUUGCGUUUGCACAAUCUGCUGCUCGUCGACUCCCUGCAGGCAUUGCUUGACAUCGAGAUCCACACGUAUGCCACGCAACACGAUGCCAGCAGGUAUUACUUCAUUUUUCUGCAGCAACGCGAUGCGCUCAUACCAGCCGAUAUGCUGGGCGUCUUCGAGUAUUGCUGGCAGCAUCAGCUCAUCAACUGCAACGUGAUGACGCAGAGUUCUCGUGGUGAGGUCAUCAUGCACACCUAUUUCCCCUACGAGGCGGACCACUGCAGCACCGUGGUGCAGCGGCAAAUCAAUCGUUUCAUGGGCGAAGCCUGGCAGCAUGCCAACUACUUCCCUGCCAAACUGCACAAUUUGCAUCAGUGUCCGCUGCAGGUGGCGCAGCGACUGGCGACACCGUUCCUGGGGCUGGAGGAUCGGUUGCUGCAGCUGCUGGCCAGGCGCAUGAAUUUCAGUAUUCAUCUGGUUGGGGAGCGCACGGAUAAUCAGACGGAGCAGCAGGUGUUGCAGCUGCUGCAUCAGCAGCGUGCUCACCUGGCCAUUGGCUAUCUGCGCAAGCGAGUCCAGCAAUCGGGAAAUCUGUCCGCCGUCUUUCCAUACUACUCCAGCCGGCUGGAGUGCUGCCUGCUGUUGAGUAACUACAAUUUGAACAGCUUCGAUAUACUGCGCUUUCCCUUUCAGUCACUCACCUGGCUCUGUGUGCUCGCCAGCUUCCUCAGUGUCGCCGGCCUCAUGCUCUGCAGUCACCGGCGCAGCGAUUGCGCCACCAUUCUGCUCUCCAUCCUAGCCGUGGCCUAUGGCCAGCCCAGUGGAGCGUCGAGCACGCGUCCGGCACAACAGCUGCUCUAUGUGAACUGGCUGGGAUUCACGCUGCUCAUCCGCGCCAUGUACUCGGCCCUGUUCUAUCAUCUGCUGCGCCAGCAUGUGCAUCAGAGAUUGCCGCGCACUCUACAGGAGCUUGGCGAUGGCGAUUACACAGCUGUGAUGAAUCGUAUCACUGCACUGGACGUGCGUGAGGUGAACAGCCUGCAGGCGUUGUUCCACAACGUGCGCACCUUUGUCAUUGGCAGCGAGUGGGAACGCGAUGUCCUCGAGCAGAUGGAACUGCGUGUCCAGCAGCAGCAACUGCAGUUGGAUCAGCAGCCGCAUGAGCGCAUCUUUGGCGUACUCUCGCGACAGACGCUGCUGCAGGUGGUGGAGCAGACACACAAGCCGGGCGCCUACUAUGUUUUGCCUCAGCAUGUGUUGGACCAGCAGUUGGCCAUCUAUUUGCAGCGGGAUUCGCAUCUGUUGCAGCAGCUCGAUGAACUCGUCAUGGCCAUACAGGCGGUGGGCCUGAUGAACUAUUGGGCCGGGCAGCUGGGCAACGAGCGUUACUUUCGGAGCACCUUCAUGCUGAGCGAUCGGCGACUGCGUCAGCCGGAUCUUUGGGCCAUCUAUGUCAUUAGUGGUGUCUUCUAUGUGCUGGCUACUUUCGUCUUUCUCGUCGAGCUCGCUUUGGCGCGUUGGCGCCGUUUCAAUUAAUAACUAACAAAAUAUUGCAUUAAAUGCUGUCAAAUUAAACACUUGAGUAUUUAUCGAUAUCAGUCGUUAUCGACGAUGCGUGCAAUGCAGCACAGGAUUCUGCUUCCUGUUUAUCUAAUUGGAAUGUAACCUAAACUGUUGCAAUUUUCACAGAUGGCGCCACUGUUAAU
Drosophila nasuta is the source of this 2762-nucleotide messenger RNA. RefSeq names its product Ionotropic receptor 7g (gene Ir7g). The record is from RefSeq and is a predicted model, not a curated record. NCBI's taxonomy places the organism in Eukaryota, Metazoa, Arthropoda, Insecta, Diptera, Drosophilidae. The transcript has 3 exons. Bases 799 to 2592 code for a protein of 597 amino acids.